UUCAAUGGUGUGUGUAUCUGCGUCGCUUGUACAAACUGUCAUAGUACUUAAUGUGUUUUAUAGAGGGUCUAAUGGACGAACAGUCCCAAGAUGGGCCAGAGUACUUUUCUUUCGCUGUAUAGGGAAGAUGUUGUGCGUCCGAACUAACAAUUUACAUGUAGUAAACCCUGUUGGAAAGACAAUGGGAGAUAACCGUUCAGCAGACGAAGCUAGCCUAUACAACGGUAAGGAGAAACUUGUGUCCACCGAAAAAUAUGACAAGGACUUAAAAGCUACAAGUGAAUACUGCGAUUUAACAUCACCGUAUCCUACGAAGAAAGAGAAACUAGCGGACAACUUACCUUUAAACAAUGCAACAACUGACAAAAAUGAAAAGCAAUUAAACUACACGAAGAAUGUUGCAAAUCAGUACAGUCGUCAAUUUGAUGCUGAAUGUGUCAUUUCAGAGUGGCGAGAUCUUGCAAAUGUUCUUGACAGGAUGUUUUUUAUUUUGUAUUUGCUUGCUACUCUAGUUACAAGUUUAGCUUUCAUUUUGCAAUGUUUGUAAAUAUUGUACGGAAAAGGGACUUCAUAAAAUCAUUGGCUUUCAUUUGGCAAUGUGUUUGAACAUUUCCAUGGACGAUGACUUCUUGAAACUUUAGUUUUCAUUUUGCAACGUGUCUGAACAUCGUCCGGAAAACGACUUUUUAAAAACUUAAGCUUUCGUUUUGGAAAAUGUGGGAAUAUUGUCAAGUAAAAGGACUUCUUGAAACUUAAGCUUUCAUUUUUCAGUGUUUAUGAAUAUGUCCUGUCCUGGAAAAUGUUUUCCUCCAAACUUAAUCUUUCAUUUUGCAGUAUGUGAGUUAAUUUUAUCCUUGAAUUUUUUUUAAAAAAUUAAGUAAUAAUUUUUGCAAUGUAUAUGAAUAUUGUCCUAGAAAAUGACCUCUUGAUUACAUAUAACAAGAUAAAAAAGUUUG
Messenger RNA from Mercenaria mercenaria, 956 nucleotides. RefSeq names its product neuronal acetylcholine receptor subunit alpha-6-like. The transcript is spliced from 3 exons. Gene Ontology annotation, biological process: monoatomic ion transport. NCBI's taxonomy places the organism in Eukaryota, Metazoa, Mollusca, Bivalvia, Venerida, Veneridae. The record is from RefSeq and is a predicted model, not a curated record. Bases 5 to 547 code for a protein of 180 amino acids. Gene Ontology annotation, cellular component: membrane.